AGUUCAUUUCAGAGAAAAUAAAACUUGAAAACUGAGUCUUUCUCUCUCUCUCUCGCUCUCUCUCUCUCACACACACACACACGGUCCAUGAGUGCAGGGAAAUGGCAGAGGCCAGUAUUUCAGUAGAUCAGGAGCAGUUCAUCUGUCCAGUGUGUCUGGAUCUCCUGAAGGAUCCAGUGACUACUCCUUGUGGACACAGUUUCUGUAAAGUGUGUAUUAAUGGCUUCUGGGAUCAGGAGGAUCUGAAGGGUGUCUACAGCUGCCCCCAGUGUAGAGAGACUUUCACUCCAAGGCCUGUUCUACGCAGGAACAACAUGCUGGUUGAAGUGGUGGAGAAACUGAAGAAGACUGAACUCCAAGCUGCUCACUGUUACGCUGGACCUGGAGAUGUGGAGUGUGAUUCCUGCACUGAGAGAAAACACAAAGCUGUCAAGUCCUGUCUGGUGUGUCAGGCCUCCUAUUGCGAAGAUCAUCUUCAACCUCACUAUAAGUCUCAGGCUUUUAAGAAGCACAAGUUAGUUGAAGCCUGUGCAGAGCUUCAAGAGAAGAUCUGCUCUGAGCACCACAAACCGAUGGAGAUCUACUGUCGUACUGACCAAAGCUUCAUCUGUUAUCUGUGUACGAUGGAUCAGCACAGAGGCCAUGACACUGUUGCAGCUAAAGCAGAAAGAACUGAAAAACAGAAUCAGCUAAAAGAGGAGCAGAUGAAAUCUGAGCAGAGGAUCCAGAAGAAGCAGAAGAAGGUGCAGGAGCUGAAACAGACUGUGGACACUAUUAAGAAGCGUUCCCAGGCAGCAGUAGAUGACAGUGAGAGGAUCUUUACUGAGCUGAUCAGCUACAUGGAGAAAAAGCAUUUGGAGAUGAAGAAGAUGAUCAGAGCUCAGGAGGAAGCUGAACUGAGUCGAGCUGAACGACUCCUGAAGCAACUGGAGCAGGAGAUUGCUGAUCAUAAGAGGAGAGUCACUGAGCUGGAGCAGCUUUCACACACACACGAUCACAUCCACUUCCUCCAGAGUUUCCCGUCUCUCUGUGUUCCUCCUGGAUGUGAGGACUCACCCAGCAUCACUGUCAAUCAACAUCUCUCAUUUGAUGGAGUGAGGAAAUCUCUCUCAGAUCUGAAAAAACGAGUCGAGGAAAUCUGUGAGCAGGAAUUCAACAAAAUCCCAACAGAAGCAGCAGCAGUUCAGGUGAUUUUACCCUCAGAACCAAAGAGCAGAGAAGAUUUUCUGCCGUAUUUCUGUUAUCUGACUCUGGAUCCCAACACAGUACAUUCUGUCCUUAUUCUGUCGGAGAAUAACAGAGUGGUGAAAUACUCAGGGACAAAUCAGCGAUACUCCGAUCAUCCAGAGAGAUUUGACAUUUACACUCAGUUGUUGUGUAAGGAGAGUGUGAGUGGACGCUGUUACUGGGAGGUGGAGUGGAGCAGUCAAAAAUGGGUGUCCAUAUCAGUCUCUUAUAAAGAAAUCAGGAGGAAAGGAGGAUGUAAAGAGAGUGGAUUUGGAUUCAACAGUCAGUCCUGGAGUCUGGUGUGUUCUUCUUCCUCUGUCUCUUUCUGGCACAACAGUGUUAAAGCUGAGCUCCGAGGUCCAGCAUCGUCCAGAAUAGGAGUGUAUGUGGAUCACAGCGCAGGAACUCUGUCCUUCUACAGCGUCUCUGACACGAUGAGGCUCCUCCACAGUGUCCACACCACAUUCACUCAGCCUCUGUACACUGGGUUCAGUGUAAGUUAUGACUCAACUGUGAGGUUAUGUGUUUAAUAAAAUGAAACCUUGGAUGUCAAAUUAAAUUUCAGCUUGAGAUACAGUGGCACAUUUGGCUGCCUUGUAAAGACCACAAACUGUAACACUAAUGAAGUAUUAAUAUUAUUAUCAUUUUCUAAUUGCACCUAUUCUAUAGAUUAAUAAAUUACACAAAUAACCUCUUAAUGAAGAAUGAUGGUUUCUAGAAUUUCUAGAAUGUUUCUAGAUGUUUCUAGAAAAAGAAUAGUUAAUAAACAAAUUAAAAUUGUUUUUACUGCAAUAUCACAUUUGCACAAGUUUUCAGACCCUAUGCCAUGACACUUAAAAUUGAGCUCAGGUGCAUCCUGAUUCCACUGAUCAUCAGACAUGUUUCUAAGUCCUCCUGUAGUAAACUCAACUGAUUGAACAUGAUUUGUAUUUGAAGAAACACCUCUUUCUAUAUAAAGCCCCACAACUGGUGGUGCAUUUCUGAGCAAAAGUCAAGCCAAAAGUCAAAUGAGGUCAAAGGAAUCAUUCAUAGUGACUUCUGAGACAUGAUUGUAUCAAGCCCCAGAUCUGUGUCUUACCCUCCAGUUCUCCAGUUUUGAAGGUCCCUAAGUCCCUGUGGACAUGAGAGAAUCUGACAGAAGGACAACCAUCUCUGCUGGCAUUUCUGGUACAGAAGCCACUCACUGGAGAUGGCAAAAGCCACCCAAGAACUCUUAGAGUAUGCGAAAUAAGAUUCUAUGAUCUGAUGAAACCAAAACCGAACACUUUGGCCUGAAUUUCAAGCAAUACAUCUGGAAGAACUCAGGCAGCCAUCAUCACAUGGCCAAUUCCAUUCCUAUUGUGAAGCUUAUCAGGAUAGAAGAAAAGAUGAACAGAUCAAAGUUUAAAGAUAUCCUCAAGGAAAACCUGCUCAGAACCACUCAGGAACUCAGAUUGCAGCGAAACACAUCCACACCAAUGCGUUGGGACAAAUCUGUGAAUGUUCUCCAGUUGCUCAGCCUGAAUAUUGGAUGUGAUUCCAAUACAUCAUUUUUGGUGAGGCCUGAAAACAGUACUACAGCAACACGCCUCAUCCAACCUGACAGAUCUUGAGAGGUUCUGAAGAGAGGAAAUGGAGAUGAUCCUCGAACCCAGGUGUGCCAUCCUUAUAACAUCAUACCCAGGAAUAUUUAGGGUACUGUGGAAAGUGUCUGUAUACAGUAGAUUUGAUAUUUCACUGUUUCUUCUGUGUGUUUUUGUUUCAGUAAUUUUACAAACAUUUUCAUUAUAGAGUAUGAUUUUGGAGAAUAGUGAGAGAGUAAAAAAGAUAUGUAGUGUGUAUGUAAAUAACAUUAAUACUACUUCUCUUGUUAAAUUUUACAUGGGUUAAAAAUAAUUUAACAAGAGUGAAUGUUUAUCUGAAUUUUCUACUUUGAUUUCUAAGUGAAAUUAAGAUCUGUUCCUGGGAUUGUCAUCCAUUAAUAAGUUUAACUAUUGGAUGGUGGAGAGGUGAUUCUGGAGGUUUUUCCAGGAAUAAAAGGGAUAAAAAUGGAUCCCUUUUAUUUAUUAUCUAUACAAAAAGGGAUAAUUCAGAGGUGGCUUCCUUCCAAAAGUAGGUUUUGGGAGACAGUAUUCCAGUCUGGCCCAUGUAUUAAUAGGAUUUUAUGGAUUUGUUCCUGUUUGUAUUGUACGCUGAUACAGUAUAUGUGGAAGUAAAAUUCAUUUUAAAAUUCAUCAAACCUUUUGUCUGUAUAAUGAUGGAUGCUGCUUUUUUUAUUUUUUUUUUUAACAUACUGUAACCUCAUAUAAACUCCAGUCCUAUUACAGUCAUUAAGCCUGGAUCAAAUAAGUGCAAUUUUGGCAGAUAUAAAGGACAGAAAUUAUGUGGACUACACACACACACACACACACCAUCCAUCCAGCACAAACUGUUCACAACCAUGGUAA
Molecule: messenger RNA, 3653 nt
Organism: Pangasianodon hypophthalmus (striped catfish)
Lineage: Eukaryota; Metazoa; Chordata; Actinopteri; Siluriformes; Pangasiidae
Product: E3 ubiquitin/ISG15 ligase TRIM25-like
Exons: 6
Coding region: 102-1757 (551 amino acids)
Molecular function (GO): zinc ion binding; protein binding
Source: RefSeq, a predicted model, not a curated record